UGACGUUUGACACUUCUAUCAUGUAUAGAUUUCAAAGGAUUAGGCCGGUGUUAAAAAGUUAAAAUCAAAAGAAUCUCACGUAGUAAAGUUAAGAACAGUCAAUUAAAACGAAUUAUAAGUUAAUUGGGAUCCGACCGUUUAUAAAAAGAAAUCAAAUGGAUUAUCCAAAAGGUACCUGCCCCCAUUUACCAUUGGUAAGAGACGAAAUUUUAUCAGUAUACAAAAAGAUAUAUAAAAUUUUCGUCGCGUCGACGAGUAGCAAAGAAAAGUCCAUAAAAAUAGAGAAUAGGAGAUGUCAAGACUGUAAUACUUUACAACACCACCUUCAUACAUGCGCCCAUUGCGUAUAUUUUGGUUGCCAACAACAUGUCCGUACUCAUUCUUCAACGUUCGGGCACAUGUUUAGUGUAGAAUUAACAUUCGGACAAUUGUAUUGUUUAAAAUGUGGUGAUUACGUUUACGAGGCUGCGUUAGAUAAAAUAGCUUUUGAAUUAAAAUUGUCGGCAAGUUCCUGUAAGAAACGUUUAUUUAACUGGUCGUUUUUUCAAUGUAACGAUGAAAACGGUGAUUUAUUAAAGUUCACACCAAAACGUGUUUGCAUACCCCCGGAAUCAACAAUAGGACUCCGGGGGCUUUUAAAUUUAGGCAACACAUGUUUUAUGAACUGUAUAAUACAAUCCUUUAUGCAUAUGCCAUUAUUAAGAGAAUACUUUUUAACCGAACGCCAUAAAUGCACGAGAUCACCAAACAGUUGUCUUGUAUGUGAAUUAGCAAAACUCUUUCAAGAUUUUUAUUCCGGCAUGACAACUCCGAUAUCGCUACAUAAAAUGUUACAUUUAAUAUGGACGCAAGCCACUCAUUUAGCCGGAUACGAACAACAAGAUGCCCACGAAUUUUUUAUCGCCAUGCUUCAUGUCUUACAAGAACACGAUGUAACUGGAACUCAAGACUCGCCACCGAAACGCUCUAUAAUCGAUCAAAUCUUUUCUGGGUUACUUCAAAGUGAUGUUGUUUGUAAAAAAUGUAAAAGCGUUUCGACGAAAAUCGAAGCGAUGAAGGAUGUGUCACUCGAUUUGGGACAAGUUAGCGGCGGUCGUCCCCCGCAAGAUAUUCAAGAGUGUUUGGAAAGGUUUACUAGAGUGGAAGACCUCGGCGCAAAAAUUAUGUGUUCAAAUUGUAAUUCGCAUCAAGAAUCGACUAAACAACUCAGUAUGAAAACAUUGCCGAUUGUCGUGUGCUUCCACCUGAAACGAUUCCAGCAUUUCAAGAAAGGGGAGAAGAUAUCUACGCCGAUUUCGUUUCCCGAAACUCUCGAUAUGACACCAUUUAUGAGUAAAACUAAUAAUCGCGCAACAGAAUUGUCAUCAGAUAACAAAUAUUCACUUUUCACCGUUAUUAAUCACGACGGUAAUAUGAUUAAUAGUGGUCAUUAUACAGCUUAUGUAAGACAACAACAAGAAUAUUGGUACAAGUGUAGCGAUAGAAUGAUUACAAUGGCUAAUAUCGAGGAUGUUUUAAAAUCUGAGGCAUAUUUAUUGUUUUAUCAUAAAAGUAUUUUAUUGUACGAUUAAUAUAAGUCAUUUUUAU
Molecule: messenger RNA, 1587 nt
Organism: Onthophagus taurus
Lineage: Eukaryota; Metazoa; Arthropoda; Insecta; Coleoptera; Scarabaeidae
Gene: not
Product: ubiquitin carboxyl-terminal hydrolase nonstop
Biological process (GO): protein deubiquitination
Molecular function (GO): zinc ion binding; cysteine-type deubiquitinase activity
Source: RefSeq, a predicted model, not a curated record